Molecule: messenger RNA, 1263 nt
Organism: Penicillium macrosclerotiorum
Lineage: Eukaryota; Fungi; Ascomycota; Eurotiomycetes; Eurotiales; Aspergillaceae
Product: putative mitochondrial carrier protein
Exons: 2
Coding region: 1-1263 (420 amino acids)
Biological process (GO): magnesium ion export from mitochondrion
Molecular function (GO): magnesium ion transmembrane transporter activity
Source: RefSeq, a predicted model, not a curated record
AUGAGCCUGACUUCACGGGUGUUCGGCCUGUUCUCAACAACGGCAACCCCAGACCCGACUGUCCAAACACCCACCACGAGUACCACAACAUCCACUUUCAAUAAUGAGAUAGGUUUUGCUGGUGCUAUCCGGCAUGCCCGGGACAACCUGCUGGAGGACGAGGAGGAGCCUCGUCCGCCGUAUCUUCAUGCAAUGCUGGCUGGUGGAACUGGCGGAACAUGUGGUGACAUGUUGAUGCAUUCAUUGGAUACCGUCAAGACCCGGCAACAAGGCGACCCUCACUUCCCACCCAAGUAUACCGCGAUGACCUCCUCAUACGCGACUAUCUACCGACAAGAAGGAUUUUUCCGGGGCUUAUAUGGCGGCGUGACCCCGGCACUGAUGGGCUCGUUCCCCGGCACGGUGAUUUUCUUCGGUGUGUACGAGUUUACCAAGCGGCAGAUGCUGGAUAUUGGAAUCAACCAGAAUGUCGCAUAUCUCUCUGGCGGUUUCUUUGCGGACUUGGCUGCUUCAAUCGUUUACGUGCCUACCGAGGUCUUGAAAACCCGGUUACAAUUACAGGGUCGAUACAACAACCCACACUUCAAUUCGGGAUACAAUUAUCGCGGCACCGCCGAUGGCUUCCGGUCUAUUGUGCGGCAAGAGGGCUUUUCGGCGCUUUUCCAUGGGUACAAGGCCACCAUCUUCCGUGACCUACCGUUCUCGGCACUCCAGUUCGCCUUCUAUGAACAAGAACGAAAUAUCGCGAAGGACUGGGUUGGCCAGCGGGAUAUUGGGUUGAGCCUGGAAGUGCUGACGGCUGCCACCGCUGGUGGCAUGGCCGGUGUGAUCACCUGCCCGCUGGAUGUUGUUAAGACACGGAUCCAAACCCAGCGGAAUACCACAUUAAAUCCCUCGGGAUCUGGGUCGCCUGGCAGCAAACAUACAGGAGAUCACCAUGUGCCGAAGGAAAGCCCGCGACCCCAUGCGCCGGGGUCGCCUCAAUCUCACGCGUCCUCGUCGCGGGCACAUUCGCGACCAAUCUCGACUUCCUCGCCAUCCACCUCCGUUCCUCCUCCCGGGGCUCCUCGACUAGACACAUCCUCCGUCUUCACGGGGUUGAGGAUGAUCUAUCGCACCGAGGGGCUCGCGGGUUGGUUCCGCGGCGUGGGCCCCCGCGGCGUAUGGACCAGCAUCCAAAGUGGAACCAUGCUGGUGUUGUAUCAAUACCUGCUCAAGCAACUCGAGGCCUAUCAGGGUUUGGACGAGUUGUCGCCAUUGUGA